GUUUUGUACUUCGACCAACGAACUAUUUUUAUCAUAAAAUAGAUGAAGUUUGACGUUUCGUAUUUGUUUUACAGAUUUUCAUGCAUAAGUCGGCCAUGCAGCAUCACGCUCGUGAAGUUCAUCGCGGAGAUCUGAAACCGCAUCAAUGUCAACAAUGUCUGAAGUCUUUUUCUUCUAACCAUCAGCUUACUCAACACAUCCGAAUCCACACAGGAGAGAAACCGUACAAAUGUUCAUAUUGCGAUCGACGAUUUAAGCAAUUGUCACAUGUUCAACAGCACACAAGGCUUCAUACAGGUGAAAGACCCUACUCGAACCGUUACCGUUUGCUGGUAAUUUAUUUAAUCCUACAUUUCUCUGAAAUUCCAGAUAAAAGAAGAACCACGAACCAUCCUUGUCCAGUAUGUGGGAAGACAUAUGUUAACGAAGGUUCUCUCCGAAAACACAUCACAAGCCAUCCAGAGGCAGCUUCUGUCACUUCAUCCCUAAGAAUGUGGCCCUGUACUGUAUGCCAAAGUGUCUUUACCCACGAAACUGGUAAGUAGAUUUAAUAAAUUAUCAUCAAAUGUUAACACCUCUUUAUCAGCGGUUUCUACAAUCACGGAUACAUACAAAUAGUAGAUAUAUCUAGAAAUAUACAAAUCUCUAUAUUCAAGAGAACCGCUUGAAAAUUCUCUCCGAUACUUUGACGUGACUGAUAAAUAAUGUUCGUUCAGUAUACACUAAUUUAAAUGUUCGCAUUUGAAGAUAAUACAGUAAAUUUUGAUAAUAUUUAGCCUUUAAUAUUAGACUUUAAACUCGAAAAAGACUAUCUUGGGUUGGUUUAAUGGGAUAAGGCAACGCGACACACGAACAAUCAAGGAGGGGUACCA
Centruroides sculpturatus (bark scorpion) is the source of this 872-nucleotide messenger RNA. RefSeq names its product zinc finger protein 362-like. Gene Ontology annotation, biological process: regulation of transcription by RNA polymerase II. The record is from RefSeq and is a predicted model, not a curated record. Bases 81 to 545 code for a protein of 154 amino acids. Gene Ontology annotation, molecular function: RNA polymerase II cis-regulatory region sequence-specific DNA binding; DNA-binding transcription factor activity. The transcript has 3 exons. NCBI's taxonomy places the organism in Eukaryota, Metazoa, Arthropoda, Arachnida, Scorpiones, Buthidae.